ACAGUUCCAAAAACCGCCGAAAACUUUCGGGCAUUGGCAACCGGGGAGAAAGGUUAUGGAUACAAAGGCUCAAAAUUCCAUCGUGUGAUCAAGGACUUUAUGAUUCAAGGCGGAGAUUUUACAAAUGGCGAUGGCACAGGUGGAAAAUCCAUUUAUGGCGAAAAAUUUCCCGACGAAAAUUUCAAACUCCGACAUACUGGACCCGGUGUCUUAAGUAUGGCCAAUGCUGGAACCGAUACGAAUGGUUCUCAGUUCUUCAUCUGCACCGUUAAAACCUCUUGGCUUGAUAAUCGUCACGUGGUGUUCGGAUACGUCCUGGAAGGAAUGGAAGUUGUUCGCGCCAUCGAAAAUGUCGAAAAGGGUCCUAAUGACCGACCAAAGGUUGAUGUUAUAAUCGAAGAUUGCGGUGAAAUCCCCGUUGAAGAAAACUUUAGGGUGGAAUUGUAA
Acaulospora colombiana is the source of this 447-nucleotide messenger RNA. NCBI's taxonomy places the organism in Eukaryota, Fungi, Glomeromycota, Glomeromycetes, Diversisporales, Acaulosporaceae. The record is from the annotation of a GenBank genome assembly.